This is a messenger RNA of Temnothorax curvispinosus, 1141 nucleotides long. RefSeq lists its product as uncharacterized. The record is from RefSeq and is a predicted model, not a curated record. Lineage: Eukaryota; Metazoa; Arthropoda; Insecta; Hymenoptera; Formicidae. The annotation marks the transcript as partial. The transcript has 3 exons.
AUGAAGUUCCAAUGGGAUGAACCACUGCCAUCCCAGCUCUCAUCACGGUGGCUCAUUAUCAGAAAAGAACUCACAAGCUUGAUCAAGCUCUCAAUACCUCGGUGGUACAACCAAGGUAGCACCUCUCAAACCACAUGGAGUACCUCGUCAGUGGAAUUUCACGGCUUUUCUGAUACUUCUCAACUGGCAAUGGCUGCAGUCGUAUUUAUCACCGUCCACGGCUCAAAUGGUACCACGAUUUCAUUGGUGUGUUCCAAAACAAAGGUAGCACCGCUCAAGCGGCUCACCAUCCCGAGACUUGAACUCACCGCAGCUCUGCUGCUCUCAAGACUCAUGCAAUACGUUCAAGCCACACUGAAGUUGAACGUCACAGCAACUCACCUGUGGACGGACUCUGUUGUGACACUCACGUGGAUCAAAUCUCAUGCAUCGCGCUGGAAGGAUUUCGUGAGAAAUCGGGUUUCUCAAAUUCAAGAGCUCACUGCGAACGCACAUUGGAAUACGUACCAGCGCCGACGCAAAACUCUGGACUUACACUCAGCUUUGGAGGAGGCCAGAUUUUUCUGGAUUAAGGCUACUCAAGCGGCAUACUUCACGCACGAGAUCGAGAUGCUCACGGCCAACUCGAGACUACCAACUGCUCACGCAUUCAGUCGAUUGACUGCGUAUAUAGACGCUCAAGGGAUCAUCCGAGUUGGCGGCCGCCUCAACCAAUCAGCACUAGAUCAAGACAACCAACAUCAGGCGAUUUUACCUCGCCACUUCUCAACCUUAAUCAUCGCUCACGCCCAUUUGCGCACCCUGACUAGAGGAACUCAGCUGACAUUGGCUCAUGUCAGGCAAGGCUACUGGAUCAUCGGCGGACGGGCUCCGGCACAAAGGUCGGCUCAUUAUCUGCAACGCCAGCAGGCGAUAUCCAAGUGGCAUCAUCCUAACAACAACAUCAAGAUGGGUUCCAUCGUGCUGCUCACCGACGAACGCUCUCCACCGUGCAAGUGGCCACUCACCAGAGUACCAGCUUUGCACCCCGGCAAGGAUGGACUCACCAGGGUGGUUACCCUCAAGACGGCCACCACGACACUCAAUCGGCCAAGUGCCAAGCUCGCCAUAUUACCCAUUUCAACCAAAGGAAGGAUCAAGA